AAUCUUAAAAAAAGAAACUCCACAUUUCAUUUAACUUGAAUUUCAACUAAAAUUUCACAGAAACGGAAAUUCUCCUCGAAAAAUUGACAUACAAGGACAAAAAUUUCUAGGUUUCAAUUCCAAUUUUCUUCAUUCUUAGAUCUGAUUCUCGAUUCUCCUACUGAAUCGCAUUUCCGCUUCAAUCCAAACUCAUCAAUUCGCCAAGAAAACCUCGCUAAAUUUGCGAGUUUCCAUCCUCGGAACGGAAACCGCAAUGUUUCGUUUCGAGCAGGAAAAGAUCCGCAAGCGAAUUUGAUUUUCAUUUAACCAUUAUUGCAAACUUCAAUUUGUUUAUUUAUUUGGAUAUUUGGAAAUUUGGAAAUUCGUUCGUUUGUGUUUUCGAUCGUGAAGCUGUUUUCAUGGCGGAAGCUCUCUCGGUGAUGCCGGCGGCCGUGCUCCGUAAUCUCGCCGAUAAACUCUAUGAGAAACGCAAAAAUGCUGCUCUCGAGGUUGAGGGGAUUGUGAAGCAGCUUGCUUCUGCUGGUGAUCAUGAUAAGAUAACCUCUGUGAUUACUUUGUUGACUACGGAAUUCACUUAUUCACCUCAAGCAAAUCAUCGCAAGGGAGGGUUGAUAAGCUUAGCUGCUGCUACGGUUGGGUUGACUAAUGAAGCUGCUCAACAUCUUGAGCAAAUUGUGCCUCCUGUGUUAAAUUCUUUCUCGGACCAAGAUAGCAGAGUUCGUUAUUACGCCUGUGAAGCACUAUAUAACAUUGCCAAGGUUGUGAGAGGAGAUUUUAUUGUAUUCUUCAACCAGAUCUUUGAUGCCUUAUGCAAGCUUUCUGCAGAUUCAGAUGCCAAUGUACAAAGUGCUGCACAUCUCUUGGAUCGACUCGUAAAGGAUAUUGUGACCGAAAGUGAUCAGUUCAGUAUUGAAGAGUUUAUACCAUUAUUGAGGGAGCGCAUGAAUGUACUGAAUCCAUAUGUCCGCCAGUUUUUGGUAGGAUGGAUUACUGUUUUGGACAGUGUACCAGAUAUUGAUAUGCUGGGUUUUCUUCCUGAUUUUCUUGAUGGUUUGUUUAAUAUGUUGAGCGAUUCAAGUCAUGAAAUACGUCAACAAGCUGAUUCAGCUCUUUCUGAGUUUCUUCAAGAGAUAAAGAACUCCCCAUCUGUAGAUUAUGGCCGAAUGGCUGAAAUACUGGUACAAAGGGCUAGUUCUCCAGAUGAAUUUACUAGGUUAACAGCUAUCACAUGGAUAAAUGAGUUUGUCAAACUUGGUGGAGACCAGCUUGUUCCAUAUUAUGCUGACAUUCUUGGAGCCAUUUUGCCUUGCAUAUCCGAUAAAGAAGAGAAAAUUAGAGUGGUUGCCCGGGAAACCAAUGAAGAGCUACGAGCAAUCAAUGCUAAUCCAGCUGAAGCGUUUGAUGUAGGAGCAAUCCUCUCCAUUGCAAGGAGGCAACUAUCUAGUGAAUGGGAGGCUACUCGAAUUGAAGCUUUGCAUUGGAUAUCAAUCCUCCUAAACAGACACCGUAUUGAGGUUUUGAUAUACCUGAAUGACAUAUUUGACACCCUACUCAAAGCACUUUCAGAUCCAUCUGAUGAGGUUGUUCUUUUAGUUCUUGAUGUUCAUGCAUGCAUUGCAAAAGACCCUCAGCACUUCCGACAUCUUGUCGUUUUCCUUGUGCACAGUUUCAGGCUAGAUCACUCUCUUUUGGAGAAGCGUGGUGCUUUGAUAAUUCGCCGCCUUUGUGUGCUUUUGAAUGCUGAGAGAGUCUACCGUGAACUUUCUACGAUAUUAGAAGGAGAAUCAGAUUUAGAUUUUGCAUCAAUUAUGAUUCAGGCAUUGAAUUUGAUCUUACUUACAUCAUCAGAAUUGUCUGAGAUUCGAGAUCUUUUGAAGCAAUCACUGGUAAAUCCUGCUGGGAAGGACUUGUAUGUUUCCUUGUAUGCCUCUUGGUGUCAUUCUCCAAUGGCAAUUAUAAGUCUCUGCUUCUUAGCUCAGACUUACCGACAUGCAAGUACUGUGAUUCAAUCUCUGAUAGAGGAGGAUAUAAAUGUCAAGUUUUUGGUCCAGCUGGAUAAAUUGAUUCGCUUGCUGGAAACUCCAAUCUUUGCUUAUCUUAGAUUGCAGCUUCUUGAUCCUGGAAGAUAUUUAUGGCUAUUCAAAGCGUUGUAUGGUCUUCUGAUGUUGCUUCCUCAGCAAAGUGCAGCCUUUAAGAUACUAAAAACUCGUUUAAAAGCUGUGCCGUCAUAUUCUUUCAAUCGCGAGCAAUUGAAUAGAAUGCCUUCUGGGGAUUACUACGAAUUUCUUCCUCAGAUGCCUGAUGAACAUAAAAAAAAAGAUGGUGAUGCAACUGAAGAUGGUGGGAGCUCAUAUAAUAGAUUAAACUUUACUGAAAGGUUAAAUGAGUUUCAGGAAAUGCAGAAGAAACAUCGGGUUCACACCAAAUCCCAAAGAACGACACGCAGUUUAACGACUUCAUUACCAAAGGAGGCACCAAAAGAGGAAGAAGAGCCACAGAGACAACAGUCUAUUGAUCAGUCUAUUGAUCUUAAUGUUCCUCCUUCAAGAUCUAGGAGAAAUUCAGGGCAACUACAACGAUAAUUCUAAUGCUGUUUUUACUUAUGUCGAGUCUAAUCUAUUGCAUGUGAAUUUUGAAUGGGAUCGGGUAUGAUUUUGUAAAAUUGUAAAUUAUAGUAGUUCGGUUUAUUCUAUUUGUUAAGAGGUUGGGAUGGUGAAGAUUGGGUUUUGGAAUCAAGACGAAGCUUGGAAGUUUUCUUGGCUAUUCCUUUGACCUAAUAGAAUGUGAUGCCCACGAGGUUCUAUUGUUUUUUUUUUGUUGAAAA
Molecule: messenger RNA, 2824 nt
Organism: Vicia villosa (hairy vetch)
Lineage: Eukaryota; Viridiplantae; Streptophyta; Magnoliopsida; Fabales; Fabaceae
Product: protein VAC14 homolog
Exons: 20
Coding region: 399-2582 (727 amino acids)
Biological process (GO): positive regulation of kinase activity; phosphatidylinositol biosynthetic process
Cellular component (GO): PAS complex; endosome membrane
Source: RefSeq, a predicted model, not a curated record